AUGUCCAUUUCAAACAAGUAUAGUCGUUUCAUUAGUAUCUUAUUAUUGAUUUUGUUUGUCUCAAAUGAGUUAUGCCUUUGCCUUCCUUCGAAAUCAUUGAAUGCUACACUCAAUGAAAAUGGUUUCUCACCGGCGGUGGCGACCUGGUACGGCAGCCCCACCGGAUCAGGAAGUGGUGGAGCUUGUGGUUUGGAGAAUGAUGUGAAUGAUGCUCCUUACUAUGGCAUGAUUUCAGCCGGAAAUGGCAAAUUAUUCCGAUCCGGUGCUGGUUGCGGGACUUGUUUUCUGGUGAAAUGCACAAAUAAUCCAGCUUGUUCAGGAUCUUCAAUUCAUGUGACAAUUACAGACGAAUGCCCUGGUCUUUGUAAUAAUGACAAUAUUCACUUUGACUUAAGUGGAAAGGCUUUUGGUUAUUUAGCAAAACCUGGCCGUGAAGACGAGUUGAGAAAUUUAGGAAGGAUCGACAUUCAAUAUACCAGUGUGCAAUGCUACUAUGACUUUAAAAUAGCAGUGAAGAUUGACUCAGGGUCUAACCCUUACUACUUAGCCAUGGCUGUGGAGAAUGUGAAUGGGGACGGUGAGAUCGAUCGAAUCGACAUAACGGCUCAAGGAUGGAAAUCAUGGGCGCCUAUGCAACGUAAUUGGGGCGAGACUUGGAAAUUUGAUGUGCCAUCUGGAACCACUGGACCAUUUUCAAUUAGAUUUACCGAUCGCAGUUCAAGAUCAGUUGUGGCUUAUAACAUCAUACCAAGCAAUUGGGCUCCAGGAAAAAAAUAUUAUUCAAACACUAAUUUCCCUUGA
Molecule: messenger RNA, 801 nt
Organism: Salvia splendens (bonfire salvia)
Lineage: Eukaryota; Viridiplantae; Streptophyta; Magnoliopsida; Lamiales; Lamiaceae
Product: expansin-B15
Exons: 4
Coding region: 1-801 (266 amino acids)
Biological process (GO): sexual reproduction
Cellular component (GO): extracellular region
Source: RefSeq, a predicted model, not a curated record